AUGGCAAACACCAACUCUCUUCCUUUUCUGCACGCUGCCGAAAGCCCAUACAGCACAACCGUAGGGCAGACGAUGGUGCCACCCAGAAGGGACAUUUAUAAAGCCAAACAGUUUGCGGACUUUAUUCUCUCCAUGUUAUUGGACCCGGAACAGCGAGGAAUUGCUAUUUCGAUCGCUCAAAGUCAUGGUCUUUCAAAAUUUCGAAAUAUCCAAGCUGGUGUCACUGACCCUGAUGAGGUUUAUUCAUUUGGUUGUGUUCUAGCAAUCGCACACUUUUACAAGGAGAUGCCAUCGCUCGAUAGAGGAGAGAUUGAAGCAGCCUUUGAUAAAUGUGUUCGUGCCGUCAACUCUUUGACUUAUUUUCUUCAUGCUUCGCAUGAUAGGACCAGCCGAAUCCCAGGUCCACCGUAUCUAAAUUUGGCUGAGCGCUGGAAGUUAGAUCGAGCAUGGGAUAUCUGUAUAUGCCUACUGGGUGCCAUUAAGGCUCGUUGUGGCUUCCAACGGAAAUUCCAAUUUACUGGGGUACCAAUUGUCCAACCCCCUCACUACCACCGAGCUGUCGCCCGGGCGUUGGAAGACUACAGUCUGAAUCCCGAGAGACUCAUUUGUCCUAAAGGCUUGAAACUUCUUACACGGAAAGAAAUCGCACCUUUUAUUCAACCUCGUGAGCUUUUUGAGGAGCUUGAUAUAGCUAAAAACAACGAAAAUUGGUUCAUUCAUAAGGAAUGCACAGUCGAACAAUGCGAAUUCGAUUCUGGCAAUCACGAUCUAGCCAAUUUAGAUUACCAUGUCCCAUCAUGCGACAAACUGUGCGGAACAUUGAGACCUCCCAAUCACACAAUUUCGAAAUUUGACGAAAUCGCUCAACGGGGUAUGCCAGCAGUGAGUGUCAACGCUGGAAACAACCACAAUGAGUGGUGGGUUAUGGCCGAUAAUGAGACAUUGGCUGUGUCUCAUGUUUGGAGAGAUGGUGUGCAUGGCACAAGAAAUGAUGGGCUGAAUAUAUGCGUCCACAAACUCCUUGUUCAGAUUGCUGAGAGCAAAAACUGCAAAAGCUAUUGGAUCGACUGCGCUGUGAUACCGAUAGAAGAGGAGACGCGGAGAUUAAUGAUUGGAAGAAUCAACAAGACAUUUCAUCACGCAAAGGUUGUGUUAUGUUGGGACAAAGGGUUCACCACCGUACCUCGUGACAUUAGGACCAUGCUGCUGUCGCUAAUUGUUUCCCCUUGGCAUCGGCGGGCUUGGACACUUCUUGAAGGCAAUAGAGCCAGUUUCAGCCGUAUGUGCUUUCUACAAUGGGCACAAAACGACUUUGAUCUCUUCUUUCUCGAAGAAUCAGUAUUAUCCGCCUUCCUUCCUCAGACCAAUGUCCCACUAUGGAUUCAGUCAGCACUCAUCGAACUUUUGCCCUAUAGCGACUCCAAAAUGUUGAUAGAAGCAGCCGGAUUACUAUUGACCGGGCGGCACGCGACGAGACCUGGUGACUCGGAAACAAUCUGGGGCUUACUUCGCCCUGUUGAGGCUAUUGCCGAUGUAACAGACCUUGCUUUUGAUGACCCAUACUUUUAUGCAGGAGGUCAAGCAGAUGUGGCAUUUAUCAGUUCUAAUGCGUCUCGCCUCCAACCUCUUUACCAUUCACGCUGUUGGAGGCCUGGGAAGACGGAUGCAAAUGAGUGGGUUCGUACAGCGUAUGGCGGCAUCGAGGCUACGAUUGAAGCUAACGGCGAUACGCGAAGACUAUCGUGCCGCUGGUGGAUGAAAAUAGGCGAUGAUUUGAGAGAACACGUAAAUUGGGAUUCGCCGCUGGGGAAAGACGCCCUGCAAAUACUUCCCAAGCUGAGGGACAAAAGAGCAUGCACUCUCUUUGGCCUUAUUUGCCCAAUUUUGAAAGGAGACCCGCGAAACCCCAACGAAGAUCGAAGUGGCUUCACAGUAGGUCCGGUUCAGGGAAUGUUUCGCAGCGACAUCUUCAUGGAGUGUAGUAGAGCGAUUGUCGUCACAAAAGGGGAAACCGAUGACUAUUGGCAAUGGCAGACAAUCGUGGAGCUGGAAGAAAGCUUAAUAUUUACUACACAAGAGGCGAGGUAUAUUAAGAUUUGCUGCAAAAGCUUUGAGUACUAA
This is a messenger RNA of Trichoderma aggressivum f. europaeum, 2121 nucleotides long. RefSeq lists its product as uncharacterized. The record is from RefSeq and is a predicted model, not a curated record. The transcript has a single exon. NCBI's taxonomy places the organism in Eukaryota, Fungi, Ascomycota, Sordariomycetes, Hypocreales, Hypocreaceae. The coding region runs from base 1 to 2121 and encodes 706 amino acids.